AUUUAUAUGUUAUUUAUCUAAUCUUUUGAACUUCAUUUACGUAAACUAAUUAAAAUUAAUUGCUGUCCCCUACUGCACCGUCAAUGGUCAGUAUCGACAUGAGCCGCGGUUUUGACUCUCAGUUCGGGCCACCAUCGCAACCCAUCAAUAUUGCAGCGUUCAUACAGGAAGCAAACUCCGCACUUUUGUCAGGAACUCUUACCAAUGCUUCAUGGGAGCAACUAACUCCCGAGCAUAGAAAUGCUGUCCAAGCAGAGGUCACUCGUAGCAUUUCAGAGCUCAAGGCAUCUCUUGAGCAAGUAUGGGACAACCCUGUCUUGUCAGCGCACGUGCUGCGCCAGCAUAAGUCUACAGUAGCAUCUGUGCAUAGUCAAGCAGAUGCACCGGCGCCCAAAGGAAGAAAGCGCAAGCGCCUUGUCGCUCCAGAAGGUAGUGAAUCUGCCCCUGGAGUACUGCAGCUGCAAGAGAAGCUUGAUUCUGUCAACCUCAGAUGUUGGGGAUUAACCUUGGAGUCAGCGCUAUGUAUGCGUGCUGCUAAGAAUCCCGACUAUAACGCACUUGAUACGCCCAAGAAGACAGGAACAGGCGUUCUCCGUACCCUUAGCCAUGGAGAAGUUGGUGCAACGCACAGUUCAACCCCAGACUCUCUCAGGAGCCUCAGCCCCGACACAACUUCAUAUCCAGACGCGGUUAUUUCGCUAACUGUAUACAACCGCAUCACUUAUCUUCCAAGCUGCCUGACACGCUCGUCGCAACACGCUGUACUGUCAACACAGACGUUGGGUGAUCUGCUGCGCGUCAUACCAUGUGCCUCCAGUCAUAUGCCAGUAGAAGAGCUAGAUGCAACGGUGACCUAUCUGGCUACAACCUCAUCGAACAGACAGGAGAGCAUUCUGGGUGUCUGUUCUACAUCGAGGGCCUCGUUUACGGAGACGGGAGAGAAAACACCGAUUACGCAGAAAAGUUAAUAGCCCACUUUCAAAAACUCCCCGAAGAAAAACAGCCGCAAAUAAAAAAUGCAUCGACCUCUGCCAGCGAAACCGCCUUCAAUGCGCUCACGCUAAGAGUAC
Messenger RNA from Suillus paluster, 1070 nucleotides. RefSeq lists its product as uncharacterized. The record is from RefSeq and is a predicted model, not a curated record. Lineage: Eukaryota; Fungi; Basidiomycota; Agaricomycetes; Boletales; Suillaceae. The transcript has 4 exons. Bases 84 to 968 code for a protein of 294 amino acids.